UGUAAGAAGUUAUUUGCAGUACGUUUAAAAUGAAGAAGUUUAUUUACCUAUUACUUAACACGUGUAUCAUCUGUAGUUGUGGUAACAGCAUGCGAAGUGUGGAUAAUGUUUCUGAGGCAUUAAGUGGUAGCAGCGUGCAAAGUGUAAAUGAUAUCUCCGAGGCAUUAAGUGAUAACAGCGUGCAAAGUGUGGAUGAUGUUUGUGAGGCAUUUAACAAGCGUAUGUUAGAUAUGGAAAGGAGACAAAGUGUAUACGAGAAGAAAAUUAAGGAAUUGGAGACGAGGUUACUAAACCCUACAGUUCGAAAAAGAUCAGUGGCAGAUCAACAUGUUGCCUUUUCUACGAUUUUAACAAUCAACGAGGACCAUAUUGGUUUAGGCCAAACAAUAAAGUUCUACAAAAUUAUACUCAACGAUGGGGCAAGAUACAGCAAGUAUUCUGGAACAUUCACUGUACCGGUUGCUGGGGGGUACAUGUUUUCAUACUUUUUUGCACACACGGGUGAGCCUGGCAAAACAUGGUUAGAACUUAUGCAUAAUGGAAAGAAGGUAAAUGCUGGCGUAAGCGAUCCCGCUCAUGUCUAUCAAGAUUUGCAAGGAGGAAAUACAGCAAUCAUAAGAGCACAAGUGGGUGAUGCGAUAUGGAUGGAAGCUUUCCAUGAAAAUGACGCUACAUUAUAUGGAACAGUUGGUUUUUCAUCAUUUUCUGGUGUUUUAUUGUAUUAGAGUUUGUUUAAAAAAUGAAAGAUGGUCAGAUGAAAAGCGUUUAGUUUGCCAAUGUGUAAACAUGUAAUAAAGAAAACUUAAUACAA
This is a messenger RNA of Mercenaria mercenaria, 811 nucleotides long. RefSeq names its product otolin-1-A-like. NCBI's taxonomy places the organism in Eukaryota, Metazoa, Mollusca, Bivalvia, Venerida, Veneridae. The record is from RefSeq and is a predicted model, not a curated record. The transcript is spliced from 3 exons. Gene Ontology annotation, molecular function: protein binding. Bases 30 to 725 code for a protein of 231 amino acids.